Lactuca saligna is the source of this 1248-nucleotide messenger RNA. NCBI's taxonomy places the organism in Eukaryota, Viridiplantae, Streptophyta, Magnoliopsida, Asterales, Asteraceae. The record is from the annotation of a GenBank genome assembly.
AUGUCUUAUUUUGAUGAUUCACAACGUCAAGCCACAAAGGAUGCAGGAUAUGUUGCUGGACUUAAUGUUCUACAAAUAAUCAAUGAACCUACCUCAGCUGCAAUCGCUUAUGGGUUUGACAUGAGUACAAAUAUAACUCGUGGAACCAAUGUGCUCAUCUUUGACUUGGGGGGUGGUACUUUCGAUGUAUCUAUUGUCACCAUUGAUGUAAAUGGUACGUUUCGAGUUAAUGCUGUUGCUGGUGACACUAACUUAGGUGGUCAGGACUUUGACAACGUUAUGGUGGAACAUUUUGUGAAGCAAUUCAAUGAAAAACACAGCACAUAUAUGAGUGGGAAUGUGAAAGCACUGAGUCGGUUGAAGAUGGUGGAUAGUUGUUUAUGUGAUCCAGGUUUUAAUAAGACAGAUAUAGAUGAGGUAGUUCUUGUUGGUGGGUCAACUAGGAUACCUAAGGUCCAACAAUUGUUGAAAGACUUUUUUGAUGGGAAAGAGCUUUCAAAGAAGAUCAACCCAGAUGAGGCUGUUGCAUAUGGUGCAACAGUUCUUGCUGCUAAGUUAAGUGGAGAAAGUAGUCCACAAGUUAGCAACUUCGAGUUGAAUGAUAUUGUCCCAUUGUCACUUGGUGUAGCUCUUUAUGACACCUCUUUAUCUGUUAUAGUAAAAAAAAAUGCGAAAAAACCAUUGACAAGGCAAGCGAAUUACACUACAACUGAGGAUAACCAAAGUGCUAUACUUUUCAAUGUCUAUCAAGGGCAGAGAACUAGGGCUAUAGACAAUAACUGGUUAGGAGAAUUCACAGUUGCAGUUCCUGUUGCUCCGAAGGGUACAUCACAGGUAAAAGUGGUAUUUGAUAUCGAUGAUGAUGGUAUUUUAAACUGCUCCGGGGAGGAAGUAACCACUGGGCUUACAAAGAAGGUAAGAAUCGACCAUGACAAGCAGAGGCUUUCAAAGGCAGACAUCAAAAAAAUGGUGCAAGAUGCACAAAGGUACAAAAUAGUGGACGAGGAGUUCACGGAAAAGAAUUCUGCACGUAGCGAUUUGGAGGAUUACAUUUACAAAUUGAAGAACAAAAUCAAAAGCAUAAGAAGCAAAAUCAGAAGCGAAGACAUUGAAAAAAUGGAAAACGCGAUAGAGGAUGUACGCCGCCAAAUUCUUCAUGGAAUGAAGCUUGCUGAGGUUAAGGAGUAUACUACGAAAUCGGAUCUGUUGGCAAAUAUAUGUGUCCCAAUCCUUGCCCGGUAUCCUUGA